AUGCCUUCCAUUUCCAAGCUCUCCGCCUCAGCUUUUGCCAAUUCUGCAACUACCUUCACCAGAUCAUCGCCGCAGCAGCAGAAUCAGCCUAUGUGCUUUGCUGAUCCUCGUAAAAGGAUCGCCAUUUUCGAGAAAUCCAUUUCAUCAUCCAAGCUCAGUGUUCGCGCUGCCCAAAGAAUCGCCGGUUCAUUGAUUGUGAGAUGCUCUAAAGUUGAUGGAAAUGGGAGUAGUGUGAAGAGAACCACGCUCCAUGAUCUUUAUGAGAAGCAAGGGCAGAGCCCGUGGUACGAUAAUCUAUGCCGUCCGGUUACUGAUCUUAUCCCGUUGAUCGAGAGUGGAGUUCGAGGUGUAACCAGCAACCCAGCGAUAUUCCAGAAAGCAAUUUCUACAUCAAGUGCAUACAAUGAUCAGUUCAAGGAACUAGUACAAUCUGGAGUAGACAUCAAAAUGGCUUACUGGGAGCUCGUUGUGAAAGAUAUCCAAGAUGCAUGCAAGCUUUUUGAGUCGAUCUACGAUGAUACAGAUGGUGGAGAUGGAUAUGUCUCUGUUGAAGUUUCACCCCUACUUGCCGAUGAUACUGAAACUACAAUACAAGCUGCAAAACUGCUUCAUAAGAAGGUUAACCGUCGUAAUGUCUACAUAAAGAUUCCUGCUACAGCUCCAUGCAUUCCUUCAAUUAAGGAAGUUAUUGCAAAUGGAAUAAGCGUUAAUGUUACGCUUAUUUUCUCUCUUGCUAGAUAUGAAGCAGUUAUUGAUGCUUACCUCGAUGGCCUUGAAGCGAGUGGGCUCAAUGACCUCUCCCGAGUCACAAGUGUCGCUUCUUUCUUUGUUAGUCGAGUGGACUCCCUUGUUGACAAGUUGCUUGAGAAGAUUGGGACACCGGAAGCACUUGAUCUCCGGGGGAAGGCAGCAAAUGCUCAGGCAGCUCUGGCUUUCCAGCUGUACCAGAAGAAAUUCUCAGGGCCGAGAUGGGAGGCGCUGGUGAAGAAAGGAGCCAAGAAGCAAAGACUUCUAUGGGCCUCAACGAGCGUGAAGAAUCCAGCUUAUCCAGACACUCUAUAUGUGGCUCCUCUUGUCGGACCCGAUACAGUUUCGACCAUGCCUGAUCAAGCGCUCCUAGCAUUCAUCGAUCAUGGGACUGUUGCAAGGACUAUCGACGCAAAUGUGUCUGAAGCGGAAGGCAUUUACAACGCUCUUGAGAAGCUGGGAAUAGACUGGGGUUAUGUCGGGUCACAACUGGAGCUGGAAGGAGUCGACUCGUUCAAGAAGAGCUUCAAUAGCUUGCUCGACAGCAUGCAAGAGAAGGCCAAUUCGAUGAAGCUAGUCAACAUGUAAGCUUGUUUGAUUGCUUGAAUAAAGAGAGAGCCAUUGGAUGAGUGAGAGUAUAUGUAAGGAGUACAAUAAGCAUAUUUUGGUGUAUUGUGUGAUAAAGUGGACAAGCUGAAAUCUUGAUUAGUUGCAAAAUCCGAUUAAAUCUAUAGUUCAAUAAUUUAUUUGCA
Messenger RNA from Salvia hispanica, 1499 nucleotides. RefSeq lists its product as uncharacterized. NCBI's taxonomy places the organism in Eukaryota, Viridiplantae, Streptophyta, Magnoliopsida, Lamiales, Lamiaceae. Gene Ontology annotation, biological process: pentose-phosphate shunt; carbohydrate metabolic process. Gene Ontology annotation, molecular function: transaldolase activity. Gene Ontology annotation, cellular component: cytoplasm; intracellular anatomical structure. The record is from RefSeq and is a predicted model, not a curated record.